Cervus elaphus (red deer) is the source of this 839-nucleotide messenger RNA. It is a transcript of the gene NHP2, whose product is annotated as NHP2 ribonucleoprotein. NCBI's taxonomy places the organism in Eukaryota, Metazoa, Chordata, Mammalia, Artiodactyla, Cervidae. The transcript has 5 exons. Gene Ontology annotation, molecular function: box H/ACA snoRNA binding. The record is from RefSeq and is a predicted model, not a curated record. Gene Ontology annotation, biological process: rRNA pseudouridine synthesis; snRNA pseudouridine synthesis. Gene Ontology annotation, cellular component: box H/ACA snoRNP complex; nucleolus. Bases 213 to 587 code for a protein of 124 amino acids.
AGUGAUUUCUGAAGUGCCGGCCGCGUGGAUUUGUGCCUUGCGUGCUGGAUUGCCACAGUCGCUGCCAUGACCAAAAUAAAGGCAGAUCCAGACGGGCCGGAGGCUCAGGCGGACGCGUGCUGCGCGGAGCGCACUUACCAUGAACUGCUAGUGAAUCUGAACCCCAUCGCGCAGCCUCUGGCGUCUCGCCGCCUCACGCGGAAGCUCUACAAAUGCAUCAAGAAAGCCGUGAAGCAGAAGCAGAUUCGGCGCGGGGUGAAGGAGGUUCAGAAAUUUAUCAACAAAGGCGAGAAAGGGCACUGUGCUAUGGGGAGACAAUGGCAGUAAUCAAAUACAAAAUUACAAGUUGUCAUGGGAUUAUGGUUUUGGCAGGAGACACGUUACCCAUUGAGGUAUACUGCCAUCUCCCAGUUAUGUGUGAAGAUCGGAAUUUGCCAUAUGUCUAUAUCCCCUCUAAGACGGACCUGGGUGCAGCCGCUGGCUCUAAGCGCCCCACCUGUGUGAUAAUGGUCAAGCCCCACGAGGAAUACCAGGAGGCCUAUGACGAGUGCCUGGAGGAGGUGCAAGCCCUGCCCCCACCCAUGUGAAGGACUUAGGCACAACCUGGGCACCUGCUCCAAAAACAGUUGGCUUGGUGGCAGGCCAGUUGGCUGCCCUCCUGCUGCCCACAUUCAGGCAUCUCCGUGGUCCCCUGAGGCACGUAUUCUUCCUAAGCAGCUCCAACAGUGACUUCACAACGGCAGAGCCAGCAUCUUCUCCAUCAGCGCUGUUUCCUGCUGAACUUCAGUGAAGAUAGUUCCAAGAAUGUGAUGUGGGGGAAGUAAAUCCUAAAACUAAAA